UGUGUGUGAUUUGGAGGCUGGGGUGCAGUGUUGGGUAGUGGGACGAAAAGGCAGCCUGUAGUCGGGGUAGGGCGAAGUCCGCAGCCUUUUCUUUUCCCCUCCCCCGAUCAUAUAUUCUGAUCGCGGGACUUAAUCAUGACUCGAGUCAGUUAAUUUAAAAAGAAAGUUGCUGCCAGUUCAGUGUUGAGAGUUUAAAAGUGUGUGUAUAUGUGUCCCUGUCUGUAAAUCAGAGUUUGCUUAUCACUGCAACAAAAAAAUAGCGUGGGAGUGACUGGGGGAGGAAGAGCAGGAGUGGUAGCUGAUCUGUUUCUCUUUCAUUUUAAAAUUUAAAUCCCUGGUUUUUUUUCGGGACCCACUGGCUUUUUUUGAAUCAGAAGGAAGCUUUAACUAGAACUGCUACCAAAGGGACUUGUAAUCUGCGGAAGUUAGAUUUUUUUCUCUCUGUUCGCCCUCGCUCCCUCUCUCUCUCUCUCCCUGCGUGAGAGAAGCGGGGUAGCAAGCAGCCGGCUUCCCGCACACGGAGUCGGGACUCCAGCCAGCGAGGCUCUUUUUUUUCCCCCUCCUGAGUGAUGCUUUGUGUUGCGCUGUGUGUCUGCAAAUUUUCACAAUCACCAUGAGCAUGGCCAACGACACAUACGCAUUUGUAAAAGACAUUAAGCCAGGAAUGAAAAAUUUAAAUGUCAUCUUUAUUGUUCUGGAAAUAGGUCGAGUUACCAAAACUAAAGAUGGACAUGAAGUGAGGUCGUGCAAAGUAGCUGAUAAAACUGGCAGCAUCACAAUUUCAGUGUGGGAUGAGGUUGGAGGUCUAAUACAGCCUGGGGAUAUCAUUCGCUUGACAAGAGGCUAUGCUUCAAUGUGGAAAAACUGCCUAACACUCUAUACCGGGAGAGGUGGUGAUCUUCAAAAAAUAGGAGAGUUUUGUAUGGUAUAUUCAGAAGUACCCAACUUUAGUGAACCAAAUCCAGAAUACCUCAACCAGCUGAACCAAACAAACAAAGUUGCACAAAGUGAACAUAGAAACAAUUCUCCUCCUAGUCAGCUGGCUACAAAUGGACAGAUGCAAGCAGGAAAUGGCUCACAAUGUGGGCUGUUGCAAGGGGGACUUCCCCCAUCAAGCAAUAACCAUCAACAACAACAGAAUCCUAAUUUUGUAGGUGGCGGAAGACCCAAUGGACGGGGACCAAUAAGUCAGCCACCGAUGACUCUAGCGCAAGGAUCUGCAGCAAUCACCACUGUUAGCAAUGGAAGAGACCCACGUAGAGCAUUCAAAAGAUGAUGUGCCAUGUGUAUAUGUCAGCCUUGUCAACUCUACGCCCUACUUGAACCCACUCGAUGCACUUUUAUUUUUACAUAACUGAGUUUGUAUGUUUUUGUUUUAAUCCUCUUAAUUAAGAUGGGAUUUUGAACUGUAAAACAUUUGGCUCAAUAGUUGAGGUGUCUUGCAGUGUUCAAGCUGCACAAAACGUAUUGAGCUGAAAAUGAGUUGUGAAAGUAGAGGUGAUUGUGUUGAGAGCAGUGGGGGAAAAGAAAUUAGGUAAAAUGUCAAUAAAAUUCCAUUAAAUUACUGAUAGCAUAUAGUGAAAGCUAUUCUGUCACCUUACUGUCGUUGGGUGUUGUUCAUGUAUCCUCUGCUAAACUUACAAAGGAGAUACCUCUCCAAUUGGUUUAUCAUAGUGCAGGAAGUUGCCAUUGUGCUGUAAUGAUGUUUUUAAAGCUGCUUUUCACUAAAAUUACUAACUUCCAAAGAUGAGAGCUUAGCUUUCCUGUAUAGUUUGUCAUCCCCAGCUGGAGUAGUGGUCUGAUGUAAUGGUUUGCUUCUGUGGUCUAAAGAAGCAUGUCUCAUUCAGGCGACUGAGCAGUGCCUUUUGCUGGAGGAGAGCAGGAUGGAGGUUGGAAUAUCAUAUCCAAUCAUGUUUUGCUGUUGAAUAGCCAGCUGCCAAGUUAAGGAAUGUCACUAAGAACACAAGAUAGCUGGCAUCUGUUACUUUAUCUUAAUGAAUUCUUUUUAAUAUUGGGGAAGAUACUGAAAAUCUCAUUGGACUCUUCUAAAAGCCAUAGGGAAAAGCAUAUGUGCAGAGGUAUUCUGCAAUUGGACCCUUAUUGCGCAUCAGUUUUUUUGCAUUGACACCAAUGCAGUUUAACACUGGAUCUGAGCUGACAGGCUGUUACUACCAUCAUUACAGAAAUGUUUAUGAUUUGUAAAUGUGUAACUGCUCAUUAAGUACAAUUUUAACAUGUCUGCUUACAUAUUUUUUAAUGAGCACGAGCACUAACACCAAUGUCGAUGAGAGUUUUAAAUGCUCAAACCUUACAGUAUGUUAAGAUCAAGUGAUUUAUUUCUUGCUUCCUGCCCAAGUGUUCUGUGCAAUUUUAAACUAUGAUCCAAGCCUAACUUUAGAUAUCUAAUUACAGCAUUGCUGCUGUAAUUCCACCACUUUAGAGGGGUGGGGAAGUUAUUCCACUGCCUGACCCAGCACUUCAUUCUGUGGGACCUAGACUGUGUGAAUUAGGUACCACACUUGCUGCGUUGUGGUGUUGACUGCAACUCGGAAGUAGUUCAUUGGUGACCUGAAGAGAAGAAUGAUGCUAUGCAGUUUCAGGUUUUCUACUGUGUACCUAUUUGCACAAAGGUAUACAACAAAUCUCUAGUGUUAUUUGUUAGUCUGUAUUUUGGGUGAAUAAAAGUCUUUCACCUGUAUGUUUUAAGGGGACUGGAACAGCUUUUAAACUUGUUUAAAUCAAUACCAAGCUGCUCAAUUUAAACCCUUUUUUAAAGGGUUUGUUGAUGUUUUUACAGAAUGUGAUCUGGUAAAACCAGGGCCUAAUUGUAAAAGUUAGAAAAGCCAGCAGGUUAAGUUUGAGUAUUUAUUACAAUUGUUUUCCUUUAAAUGUGGGUUUUCUGUUACAUUACUCCACUUUGAGUACAUUGCUGCUACUUCUGA
This is a messenger RNA of Stegostoma tigrinum, 2942 nucleotides long. RefSeq names its product SOSS complex subunit B2-like. The record is from RefSeq and is a predicted model, not a curated record. Gene Ontology annotation, cellular component: SOSS complex. Gene Ontology annotation, molecular function: DNA binding. The coding region runs from base 614 to 1276 and encodes 220 amino acids. The transcript has 6 exons. Lineage: Eukaryota; Metazoa; Chordata; Chondrichthyes; Orectolobiformes; Stegostomatidae. Gene Ontology annotation, biological process: double-strand break repair via homologous recombination; response to ionizing radiation; mitotic cell cycle checkpoint signaling.